Molecule: messenger RNA, 2486 nt
Organism: Ornithodoros turicata
Lineage: Eukaryota; Metazoa; Arthropoda; Arachnida; Ixodida; Argasidae
Product: serine/threonine-protein kinase OSR1-like
Exons: 17
Coding region: 277-2148 (623 amino acids)
Biological process (GO): protein phosphorylation
Cellular component (GO): cytoplasm
Molecular function (GO): protein serine/threonine kinase activity; ATP binding
Source: RefSeq, a predicted model, not a curated record
AACGGAGACGACACCGUGCAGAGCUCAUCUCCAAUUCACACGGAUAAGUACUACGUCGACCACAAGCCGUCUAUUUAGCUCUAACCCACGUCGUCCGUCACUCGUGAUCUCGCGAGACGAGCUACAGGACAGAUAUCGAGUUCGCAGUGUGAGAGCAAUGGCCACGGCACAGCGGGACAUCGCUCGUUAUAGCCGACGUGCGGGCUAGCAGACGACAAUCAUUUGCAGACGUCAGGGUUGCAGAAGACAAGUGUUAGCAUACGCAGCGCACGGAUUAUGAACAACGGUAUGGUGCCCAAGGACGUGAUACACAGGCUGUUUGCGAAAACUAGGACCCUAGAGAAAGGCUCGUCACGUGUAGCAGAGAAAGCUGGCAUACCGGUUCAAGGUUCUCCAGGGGUGUACCGCCGACUCAGCGCGGCGAAUACAGCCACUGCCACUGCGCCAUCCAAUAACUAUGUUAAAAACGUUCGCCCGAAUCCCGCUAGGCGGUGCAGCAUCGUUCCCGAUCUCCUCGCUGUCAAGAUGGCGGAGACUGGAUGCACAUCAAGUACAUGGCCCAACAUAAAAGAAGAGUACGAACUUGGAGAAGUCAUAGGUGUUGGAGCAACAGCCACUGUACACACAGCGUAUUGCAAGCCGAGGAAAGAGAAAUGCGCCAUCAAGCGCAUCAACCUCGAGAAAUGGAACACCAGCAUGGAGGAGCUCCUGAAAGAAAUCCAGGCGAUGAGCGCGUGCAACCAUGAGAAUGUCGUAACGUAUCACACGUCGUUUGUGGUACGGGAAGAGCUGUGGCUCGUCAUAAAGCUCCUCUCCGGUGGCUCCCUCCUCGACAUCAUCAAGCACAAGAUGAAAACCGAGGACUGUAAGCAUGGUGUCUUCGACGAGGCAACAAUUGCCACCGUCCUCAAAGAAGUGCUCAAGGGACUCGAGUACUUUCACAACAAUGGGCAGAUUCACAGGGAUAUUAAAGCUGGUAAUAUACUCCUUGGGGAAGAUGGUGCAGUACAAAUUGCUGACUUUGGUGUGAGUUCCUGGCUUGCCACCGGUGGCGACCUAUCCAGACAGAAGUCCAGGCAUACAUUCGUGGGCACGCCAUGUUGGAUGGCGCCAGAGGUCAUGGAACAGGUAACAGGGUAUGACUUCAAGGCUGACAUUUGGAGCUUCGGAAUCACUGCGAUUGAGCUUGUGACCGGGACAGCUCCGUAUCAUAAGUACCCACCCAUGAAGGUGCUCAUGCUGACCUUGCAAAACGACCCUCCUACGUUAGAAACUGUCAGUGAAGACAAGGAACAGUACAAAAACUACGGAAAGUCUAUACGAAAAAUGAUAAUGGAGUGCCUGCAGAAGGAUCCUUCUAAACGGCCAACAGCGACGGAACUUCUCAAACACCAGUUUUUCAAAAAAUCGAAGGACAAGAGAUACCUUAUGCAAACGUUGCUCACGUGUGCUCCAUCUAUAGAAGCUAGGGCGCAAAAGCUGAAAAACUGUAAAAGGGUUCCUGGGGCAAGUGGUCGGCUCCAUAGGACAGAAACAGGAGACUGGGUAUGGUCUGACGGAGAGGACGACGAUUCUUCAGACGAACGGGACUUAGCGGCCAGAGAAGAAGCCAUUCAAAAGGCCAACCAGUCAACAAGUUCCUCGGACAGCGCCAUCGAAAAUCCAUCUGCACCCGCGGACCACGAUGCCAGUACAACUUCGGGCACCUCUUCGGGUUCCGGUACCGGUACCGGUGGCUCCGGUACAGCGGGAUCUGGCAGCGUCCUCUCACAACAGCCCCCUCCAGCAACGGAACCAGCUCCUAGUGAGACACCACAAGCGCACCAGCAACAGGCAAACACAACUCCAGCUCCCUCCGAAACCCUCAACUUGGUGCUGCGGAUAAGGAACCACCGGAAAGAACUGAACGACAUACGGUUCGAGUUCACUCGUGAUAGAGAUACUGCAGACGGCAUUGCGUCGGAGCUAGUAGGGGCUGGACUGGUGGAUGGCAAAGAUGUUGUAGUCGUUGCUGCGAACCUACAAAAGCUGAUAGACAGUCCUGCUGCAAAAACUACGACAUUUGGGCUGAAAGGCACCGACAUUUCGCCCGACGUUCCAGACGACAAGGCACUAAUCGGUUUUGCUCAACUUUCAAUCGUGGAUUAAACGAGGAAAGGUUGCAAGUUGGCAAAACCAGUGUCUGUAAAGGACUGUGAAAGGGAAUGAUGGAUGUCCUCUUUCUUGUAAAGUUGUAAAGAAUUCGCCGAGUUACGUGUUGUAGGGAUAUUUCACGCGAGGCCGCUACGUUAAUUGCUGUACAAGUAGCUGCAGGCGGUGCUGUGUGAUGCCUUAAGACUACACCUACUUAGUGGAGUGCCAUCUGCACGGUGCAUACUGUCAAGACUACAAACAGCUAUGCACAAAGCAUUUAAACUGCACAAGGGUUGUAUGUAAUUAACUUAUUCAGAAGGACUUUCAGAAAUAAAGCUGCACCUGGUCUCCAC